GGCCUCUAUAAAGCAUAGCUUCCAAGAAUCUAAGAAUUUACCAGACUCAAUAGAGGCAUUGAAGAGGAUAGCGAUCGGUUUUAACACAUUCGUUAAGCAGCCAAUUAAAAAUACCGCAGGAAAGUUAUUGCUCGGUGAUGGAAAAAGAGCUGAUUAGAUCCGCAAUGUAUGAGUCUGCAAUGUAUGCUGAAGCAGAAAACAUGGAUUUAACAGCGCAAGUCCAAGAAUUGACAAAAGAGAUAAGGGAGAUGCGCGCCGAUAUACAAGAAAUCAAAGAUUUAAUGGGCCGGAAUAAUGAAGUUAUAGACGAGCUAAUGAAAGGACAUCAACAAAUGAUUAGACGUGUGGUGAAACAAGAAAAAGAUGAUGAGGAAGAAAGGAAUAUAAUAAGGCCGGUAUUUCCACUGGCGACCCAGGAAGAUUUAGACAAUGCCGAAAGUUUUAUUGGAAUGGACGAAAGGAAAAAAGAUGAAAUGACACGGUUUCUCAAACCUCUAUUGAUGCCUAUUGGUCUCAAACAAAGAUUAGUAUAUGUUCUAUCAGAAGAUAUAAUUUUGAACUAUAAUCUUGAAGGUACACAUGGUAAAAAGCGCAUGUUAUUGUAUCCAAAGCUAAUGAGUGUGCUAUACAGUGCAACCGACCGUCCCGGCUGGUCUUAUAAAUUAUUCUUAGAUGAUUUGCGCAGAGGUUUUCAAUUUGGCAAGAAGAAACAUUUUAGACAAAAAUGUAGAUUAAAUAAAUUAGCCGCCCCUAAAACUUCAAGAAAUCCGUUGUCAAGCCCGGAGGAGGAUAAUGAUGAUGAUGAUGAUCCCGACUAUAAAUGAGUGUUUGUCUUAUUUAAUUUAACGUAUGUACAUUUAAGCAUAUAAUUAAGUUUGUACUUAAGUAAGGAAUGCUGAUUAAUGUCUAAUAAAGUUCAAAUUUGAAACAUUUUAACAAAAAAGAUAUUAACCAUAACAGAUGAAAAAUAAAAAGAAUGCUUUUAUGUAAACAUCUUAA
Rhagoletis zephyria (snowberry fruit fly) is the source of this 999-nucleotide messenger RNA. RefSeq lists its product as uncharacterized. Lineage: Eukaryota; Metazoa; Arthropoda; Insecta; Diptera; Tephritidae. The record is from RefSeq and is a predicted model, not a curated record.